CCAUCCAGCUCCUACAGCAAGAAAUCUGCGCCUCAGAAGUCCUGCAGAGAUGGGCAAAAUCAUCAUUUAUGAGCAUGCCAACUUCAAGGGCCUCUCCAGAGAAUUCACCACUGACAUUUCCAAUCUAAAAGAUGUCGAUUGGAAUGAUAUUGUCUCCUCAGUGAAAGUAAUUGGCCAGCCUUGGGUGGCUUAUGAGCAUGUUGAUUACAAGGGUCGAUUUCUGGUGUUUGAGGAGGGAGAAUAUAACUCUGUAGAUAAAAAGAUGAAUGACAGGAUCAGCUCUCUGCAGGUGAUCACUGAAAGUCUGUACAAUCCCCAGAUCACCCUCUAUGAACACAUUAAUUAUCAAGGGAAGAGCAGAAUAAUAACAGAAGCGACCAACCUGGCUGCAGGACACGACAAUGACAUCGUGUCUUCCCACAAAGUCCAGAGAGGUGCCUGGCUGCUGUGUGAGCACAGUGAUGGAAGUGGAAUUCAAUACCUUGCCCGAGCCCAAGAGCACUUUCCAAAUUACAAGGCAAUCAAUUUCAACGACGAGCUUUCCUUCCUGCGUCCCCUGCGCCCUGGCUAUGGCUGUUAGAAUGCAAAUCCCGCAGCGCUGAGAAAAGAUGCAGAAAUUUGAUACCCGGAUCUCCGCCUCUGCUGGUGCUGCCUUUUCCCCCAGUGUCCCAGGACCACCGAAUGUCAGCGCUCUCUGCUCUGCUGCACUGCAGAGCAGCACUUCUCCUUCCUGCCUUGCACGCUGCUCCCACCCCACCAAUGCAAGAAUCAUCAGGCUUGAUCAUAUGAGAGUGUCCAAGCUAGAGGAGGCAAUGCCACAUGUGUGAAACCUGUUGUACCCUCAGCUGGCAUUCCAGAGUCCUGGCCUAUGGAAUGUAGAAGCAUUGCAGGUUGUGUGUGUGGCUAAGUGAAACAGAAAGUGUCAGUGCAGAGCCAGCAUGACUUCAUUGUAAUUUGCAUUGCAAUGCCCUUGUGGUACUGUGGCCUCUGCCAUUGUCUGUAAUCCAUUUUGUGUUGCUGCCAUUAAAGAAUCCUUUGCA
Messenger RNA from Zonotrichia albicollis (white-throated sparrow), 1040 nucleotides. Lineage: Eukaryota; Metazoa; Chordata; Aves; Passeriformes; Passerellidae. The record is from RefSeq and is a predicted model, not a curated record.